Anisakis simplex (herring worm) is the source of this 357-nucleotide messenger RNA. The record is from the annotation of a GenBank genome assembly. NCBI's taxonomy places the organism in Eukaryota, Metazoa, Nematoda, Chromadorea, Rhabditida, Anisakidae.
AUGUUGUGGCUUUUUGAUCUGCUGUCGUUGGUGUUGAUCGUCGUACGAGUGGUUCGUCACUAUGACCUGUUCGGUGUGGAACGUCGCGACUCCGACUCGAACAACACAUCGAUGGGUCUUUAUAACCAUUUCCCGAGUGUAUUUCCACUCGAUAAACGAGGAUCAUCUCUGUCUGCCACAUUAAUAAUACUGAAAGCAGCGUUCGAAAUUCUUCUCUUCAUACGCUUGAAAGGAGUGGCGAUUCGAGUGUAUUGGAUUAUGACUCCGUUAUGGCUGUUCCUCAUUAUUGCAAUUGUUGAACUUACACGGCGAUUGAUAAGCAUUCACAAUAAGUCAACGAGCACAGCAGCGCAAUAG